AUGACCUCUAAGGAAGCGGACGAACAAUUCGGGAGAUAUGCGAAGUCCAUUGGGAAGGGAGUUCCAUCCGAGUUGCUCUCCGAGAUUAUCGAGUUCUCGAGUGAUGCGAGCCGCAGAGAUUGGUUCGCGAAACGCAAUACGGUACCGUUUUGGUACGAGAGAUUUGACAAAGAUGGAUUGACGCAGAAACUGAGCAUCCUCGCGGAUGUAUGGGUUGAAGUGAGUAAAUCGAACAUGGUCGCAGGAAUCCCGACUGACCUGACAACUUCGAAGUGCGAAGAUAACAUUAGGCGAGCAGCCCACCACGUCGAUCGUGCCCAGAAGCCCGCAAACAAAGAGCUGGUCCUAGCCUUUGGAGUCUACAAGUUCAAACAAUAUACCAAGUGGGAGCUGGUACCACACCCAGCCCGUUACAACAGGAGCAGUGGGACACAGACGAUGAUAUGCGUUGCUUUAGAGGAUCUUAGCCCGAGUAACGGCUUCCCAUUUGAAUUACAGUGCGGUCAGGACGUCUGCAUUGAUGGCGGUGCCGAUUUAUUUCUGCCCCCAACAGGAGGGGGCAUGGCCGUCCUCAUCUGGAUAGAUCUAUGA
Messenger RNA from Zasmidium cellare ATCC 36951, 591 nucleotides. RefSeq lists its product as uncharacterized. The record is from RefSeq and is a predicted model, not a curated record. The coding region runs from base 1 to 591 and encodes 196 amino acids. The transcript has a single exon. NCBI's taxonomy places the organism in Eukaryota, Fungi, Ascomycota, Dothideomycetes, Mycosphaerellales, Mycosphaerellaceae.